AUGCUUCCAGCGGUCGAGGUUUUGAGAGAUGAGGUGAUCAAGCGAGUGAGAGCCUUUGCCGCGCAACCUCAGAGGGUCGACGCCGCCAAGAUCAAGACCUCCCGCGAGAUCGAGUUGGAGGCUGAGAUUCAGGAGAUGAGGAGAAGGUUGGAGGAGGUCUCGGUGUCGGCAGCGAGGCGAGCCCAGGCCAACCAUUGUACCGUGUUGGAUCGAGACAUGGUAGCCGGAUUGGUGAAGCUGGAUUUCGCCAAGUGCGUCAUCUACCCAGAGACCCAAGGUUGUGUUGAGACGAACUACGGUAGAGGAGGGAUGAAGGCGCUUGUGGAUGCGUAUUAUAGCAGAAAGGCGCAGAGUGAGGCCACCACCCAAGUAAUGCAGGUUACGGUUGAGGAGGACGUUGUGCUCGCCCUAUUUAAAAGCGUCGAGCCGGCAGAGGAGAUAGGAAAGCAGAAGGAGAUGUUCAUCUUGAUGACCAAGAGGAAACUCUUUGAGGGUCUUGAGAACCAUAACGAGGGUUUUGUUCUGAAGAAGGGGUCAGACAAAGUCGAGGUGGUGGAUGCUAGCACCAGUACGGAAAAGAAGGAGAAGCGUUUCACUGUCACAGUAUCAUAG
Molecule: messenger RNA, 612 nt
Organism: Linnemannia hyalina
Lineage: Eukaryota; Fungi; Mortierellomycota; Mortierellomycetes; Mortierellales; Mortierellaceae
Source: the annotation of a GenBank genome assembly